Molecule: messenger RNA, 3061 nt
Organism: Toxorhynchites rutilus septentrionalis
Lineage: Eukaryota; Metazoa; Arthropoda; Insecta; Diptera; Culicidae
Gene: DNAlig4
Product: DNA ligase 4
Exons: 2
Coding region: 162-2993 (943 amino acids)
Biological process (GO): DNA recombination; double-strand break repair via nonhomologous end joining; DNA biosynthetic process
Cellular component (GO): DNA-dependent protein kinase-DNA ligase 4 complex; DNA ligase IV complex
Molecular function (GO): DNA binding; ATP binding; DNA ligase (ATP) activity
Source: RefSeq, a predicted model, not a curated record
ACAUAUCAGUUGUCAAAAACAGCUGUACCAAGAACUAACGGAAUCAAAACAAACAGCAACUCAUGAAUGAACCUGUCGCGUAGUGUGUCACAGUCUGGCGAUCAGUCUACAUGUUUUAUGUUUGUACAUUUUAUGUUCAGUGUAAUUUGUCCGUGUGAAUAAUGUCCGAUGACGAUUGUAUUUCUAAACAUGUGAAGUUCAGUGAAAUAAGCACUAUCCUGGAGAAAGUAAAGGGUGCCGGGAGCACAGCCGGUAGCAAAAGGGACGAGAUUUUUAGGCGCUAUUUCGCUUCCUUCGAACAGUUUCGACGAGAAUAUUGCCAGAAAUAUGGCGAUAAGGGGCGCACCAGCAUCUUCCCGAUUCUGCGCCUGCUCCUGCCGGGAGCCGACCGCGAGCGGGACUCCUACGGCAUCCGGAUGAAGUCCCUGCGCGAUCUGUAUAUAAAGGUGCUCGGCAUCGGCGAGACGAGCAUCGAGGCACGCAAACUGUCCGGUUUCGAUGAAUCCGGGUUCGCUGGGGGCGGUGGCUCGGGUGAUUUCGCGGACCGUAUCUUCACGCUGAUGCGUGGUCGUUGUGCCGCCGAGUGUAAACUGACCGUUUGGGACGUAAAUCAGCGGCUAGAUGCAAUGGCAGAACACUACAAGAACGCGCAGCGGGCCCGUAUUCUGGACGAGUUGAUUCGGAUGGUCGGGGGGCUGACCCAGCUCGACCAGAAGUGGUUGAUAAGAAUCAUAUUGAAAAAUUUGCGGCUGGGAAUGAGUCAGCAGAAGCUGUUGGGAUUGUACCAUCCGAGAGCGAGUGCACUGUUCGAUCGUUACAGCUAUUUGUCCAAGGUGUGCGAAGCGGUGGAGAGCGACAAGAUAUCGGCGGAAGAAGAUGAGAUUGAUAGCGGGGCGGUUAAGGUGUUUCACCCGAUCAAACCUAUGCUUUGUCAGAGGGUGGAUCUAAAGCUGGUGGACAGCAUGCUAAAGAAAGACGAAUAUUGGUUGGAAACCAAAAUGGAUGGCGAACGAUUCCAACUGCACAAAGAGGGACAGGUUUUCAAGUAUUUCUCCAGGAACAGCUUUGAGUACAGUCACGUUUUUGGUGAGAAUGCGAACCAUUCGGGAUCGACGCUGACGCCGUAUUUGGCUGAUCUGCUGUCAACAACAAUUCAGAGUGUAGUGCUCGAUGGAGAAAUGAUGGUAUUCGACAAAAAUGAGCUGACGUAUCGUGAUAAAAGCGAAAAUACCGAUGUGAAGGCGAUCAAGCGAGAUAAUCCGACCUUAAGGCCUUGUUUUUGUGUUUAUGACAUUCUAUAUUUGAAUGGGAAGUGUGUGAUCAAUGUGCCGUAUGCGGAAAGGAUUCGUCUGUUGGAGACUGUUGUUAAAACAAAGGUAGGAAUUCUGGUGACUUGCUUCCGUGUUAAGGUGAAGAAUAGUGAACAUUUGGUCGAGUUAUUGAACCAAGCGAUCGACGCUCGUCAGGAAGGGGUGGUGAUUAAAAAGCAAGACUCAACCUACAGUCCGAACUUGCGAAACGCGGGAUGGUAUAAAAUUAAACCCGAUUAUAUUGACAACUUGGUUUCGGACUUUGACCUGCUAAUUAUUGGAGGGUUUUACAACAUGAAGCGAACUUUCGUGAACACCUUUCUUGUAGGAGUUAUGGAGAAGGUGGAAUCCAAUGAUCAACAAGAGCCCACAUAUUUAGCCGUCACCAAAGUGGGAAUCGGUUUAUCCGAUGAGCAGUGGAAAGUUUUGAGUCGUUCUCUCAAGCCUUAUUGGCGGGAGGUCACAGUACGAAAAGAAGGUCGCUCCAAGGUAUCCGAAGAACCUCCUGGACUACGCUGGGGUCAAACUUAUCCGGAUGUAUGGAUCCCUCCGAAGCACUCGAUAGUUCUCCAGAUGAAAGGUUCCGAGCUCGUUCGAACAAAGUCCUUUGCCACAGCCUACACCAUCCGCUUUCCACGUAUUACAGCGAUCCGCAGCGAUAAAACGCAUCUGGAUGUUUGCACCAGAGCCGAGUUCGAUCAACUUUGCUCUGCCAAUACAACUGUAGCGAAGCUGGCGAAGCGCCACGUGACCGCCUCGGAUCUCGUGGCCGAUUCGGAUGGCGACCCAACUAAAGCUCGCAAGCGCAAGAAAAUCUCCCCGAUUCAACCAAAUCGGUUGAGUAAGGCUAACCUCAAUCACCCUCUAAAAAACCAUGAUGACAUCCAGCCCAUUGAUGAUAUCUGUUCUGGAUUAGACUUUUGCAUCCUGAGUACAUCCAAAGGACUACCGUCGAUCGGAGAGCUUGAAACGAUGGUACGGCGUCAUGGGGGACGUGUCGUUAAAAAUCCAGGUCCUUCAACGUACGCAACGAUUGUAGGAGAUCGAACCUUCCUAGUGGAUCGAGUUAUCUACAGUGGUAGGUACAAUGUAGCCACCGUGGAUUGGUUACUACGUGCUUUGGGCGGUUCCGAGUCUAGGGGCAGCCUAGCGGAAUUCAAACCGAAUGAUAUGCUGGCGAUGACCGCCAGCCUACGGGAGCAGAUGGUUGAUCAAUUCGACCGGUUCGGGGACUCGUACACGGUGAAGAUCUCUGGAGUGGAUGACAUGCGCGCGUUGCUAGCACAGAUAAGCCUGGACGGUGCAGGUAAUUUGUCGAGUGCUGAGUUGCGGAAUGGACAACGGGAAAUUCUUGGUCGCUCCGGAGGCUUUCGGAUAUUUCGCGGUCAUGUUGGUCGGUUGUAUGAAGAGAACCUGACCGAGGAUAUUGAACGGUUCAAGGCUCGCUUUGUGAUGCUAAAGUUUGUGCGAGAAGGCGGAGAAUGGCUAUCGGGAUCCGCCGGCAAAGGAAUCACGAUUGUUUUUGUGUAUGAGAAUGAUAGGAUAGACAGGGGCCAUUUGAAACAGUGGGUCGAUAGCAUUACGAGACAAAACUUAGAGCCGUGUAUAUUGAAACUUAAAUGGAUACAGGAUAGUCUAUGUCAGAGGAAUGUGUGUAACGAGCAAUUGUAUAGUGUUUUUUAACUCAUUCAACAAAGAAUUUAAGAUGCUCCGAAUGAAAAAUUAUGUAUUUCACGAAAUAAAAUAUUGAA